Molecule: messenger RNA, 951 nt
Organism: Dujonia railenensis
Lineage: Eukaryota; Fungi; Ascomycota; Pichiomycetes; Serinales; Debaryomycetaceae
Source: the annotation of a GenBank genome assembly
AUGUCCUUCUUGAACACUAUCAGAGGCCUUGGAAGAAGCUCCAAAAAGAACAAAAAAGAUUUGGACGCUCCUGCGUCUUUGUAUCUGCAUGCUAACUCUUCUGGAUCUACAUUGAGAAGAUCUCAGUCACCAACGAAAUCGCCCACUAGACUGAGAAACCAGCUCAAUAAACAGUCUCCCACUAGAUCGAGAAACACAAAUGCUGGCCAGCAGUAUGACAUCAUAAAUACAAGCCUGUUGACCAACAGCCAGCUUACUGACGGUGGAAUCCACUCAGGAUCUGCCUCGGUAUCUGCUGGAGGUGCUGGGACAGCUUCAACCUUGACCACCCAAGCACCUGAAUCUGCGGGAGCUGUGCCCACAAAGAUCCCGUUGUUCCUUUGUGAACCGUUUGUAAAGACUGCCUUGGUAAAGGGUUCAUUCAAGACUAUAGUGCAGCUCCCCAAGUACGUGGACUACGGUGAGUGGGUAGCACUUAACAUCUUCGAGCUGUUCAACAACUUGAAUCAAUUCUACGGUAUCAUUGCUGAAUACGUCACGCCGGAGGACUACCCCACCAUGAACGCUGGACCCAAUACUAAUUACCUUUGGGUGGAUGGGAACGGCCAGUUGAUAAACUUGCCUGCUGGCUCCUAUAUCGACUAUGUCUUAACGUGGAUCAGUAAUAAGAUAAAUGACCAGUCCGUGUUUCCAACUAAAAGCGGUGGAGCAUUUCCGCCAAACUUCUUGAAGGAUUGCAAGAAUAUAUCUAGACAAAUGUUCAGAAUAUUCGCUCACAUGUAUUGGAAUCAUUUUGAAACUUUUGUGCAUCUUUCAUUGGAAGCCCAUUGGAACUCCUUUUUCUGCCAUUUCAUAAGCUUCAUCAAGGAGUUUGGACUCAUAGAUAGAUCUGAGUUGGUACCUUUGUUACCGCUAAUCGAGAAUUUGGAGCAGCAGGGAAAGAUUGUGUAG